AUUGCGAAACAACUUAUAUAAAUAAAUUAAUUUGUAUACAAUAUUAUAAGUUUUUAAAGUUAGUUUAUGAGAAAACAACUUAUAAAUAUAUACUACUUUUGUAAGUGAAAACUUAUGAAUUAACAUAAAACUUUAUUUAUUUACAUAAGCUAUUUUCAUAAGCUCAAAAAUAAGUCAAAUCCAAACGUACCCUAAUUCAUUAGAGCCUUUAGGAAAUAUUAUUAAUUGAAAUUAAAAUAUAUAGCAAUUAUUAUUUAAUUCAAGUUGUUUGUCAUUUUCUAAUGAAAAUCUGUAUAUAUAUUGGAAUCUCAUACUCAUUCCAAUUUAACACAGCAAUUUUCUCUCUUGUAGAAAAAAAAAGAAAAAAACAGCAAUCAGUCAAUUUGAGAAAAUGCCGUUGUCUAUAUCUGUAAGAGAUGUGCCACCAGCAGAUUACUUGUUUAAAAUCCAAUCAUAUUCCUUGUUAGUAGAAUCAAAGGUGGAGAUGUUUGACUCCAAUUAUUUUCAAGCUGGUGGAUACACUUGGAAGUUGAUACUUUAUCCAAAUGGAAAUUCAAAUAGCAAUGGCAAGGAUCAUGUCUCCUUAUACCUAGCGAUUGUAGAUCCGGAGAAUUUUACCGGUGGUUGGGAGAUUAAUGUAAACUUUAAGUUGUUUGUGUUUGAUGCGAUAAAUAACAACUAUUUGACCAUGCAAGAUGGUGAUGGUGCUGUACGAAAAUUCCAUGAACUGAAAACCGAAUGGGGUUUUGACCAAUUAAUUUCAUUGAAAGACCUCAAAGUUAAAUCCAAUGGAUACCUUGUUAAAGAUUCUUGUGUCUUUGGAGCUGAAGUUUUUGUGAUUGGCCACUCUGGCAAUUGGGAAACUCUUUCUAUGGUCAAGGAUCCUCCUUUUGCUACACUCACUUGGAAACUUGAGAAAUUCUCAACAUUGGAUAAGACCUCUUAUUAUUCCACCAAAUCCAUCACUGUUGGUGAGAGAGACUGGAAGGUAAAGGUUUUUCCUAAAGGAGUAGAAAGCAUCAGAGGCAAAUAUCUAUCUCUUUACUUGAACCUAACAGAUUGUGAAAAAUUCCCAUCAAACAGAACAGUGUAUGCACGUUACAAGUUCAAAAUUAUAGAUCAGCUUAAUGGAAAAGAUCUUGAGAAAACAGCCGGCAAGAACUUCAGCUUUGGUGUCUCAAAUGAUUUAUUGGGAUUUAAUAAGUUCAUAUCACUAAGUGAACUUAAUGAAGCAGCAAAAGGAUAUAUUAAAGACGAUGUUAUGAUUAUAGAGCUUCAAAUCAUUAACAUAUCUAUGAUUAAGAUCAAUCCCUCUGUGGACAAUGGUUGUGGUGUGGUGGACAAUUAAUUAUCUGCUACUCCAAAUAAAGUUGGUUAUGUAACUGCCGUAAGCAUAGUUCAUUUGGUAUUUUUUUUUCGAAUAAAUAAAGUCUUUGUACUUUGAAAUUUUAGACUACUAUUUUGUUUUUGUUUUUGAAGGAAGCAAUUUUAUCGAAUAAAUAACAUUAAAUAAGUUGAAACAAUAUUGUUUUUAAUCCAUGGCAAAACAGUAAAUAAUUUCAAAAUCAUUUGCCCAUACAAAUACAAAAUGUAGGUAUUUCAAGAUCUAAGCGGAUUGUGCCACCAGCCAAUUACUUGUUUAAGAUCAAAUCAUAUUCCUCGUUGGUGGAAACAAAAUUGAAGAUGGUUGAAUCCAAUUAUUUUAAAGUCGGUGGAUAUAAAUG
This is a messenger RNA of Trifolium pratense (red clover), 1724 nucleotides long. RefSeq lists its product as uncharacterized. The transcript is spliced from 5 exons. NCBI's taxonomy places the organism in Eukaryota, Viridiplantae, Streptophyta, Magnoliopsida, Fabales, Fabaceae. The record is from RefSeq and is a predicted model, not a curated record. Gene Ontology annotation, molecular function: protein binding. The coding region runs from base 392 to 1348 and encodes 318 amino acids.